ACAGUGCAAUAGAGAAAAAGUUCAAACACAAAAAUCAACGGCACAAAACAUAGAAGGAGGGACCCAGGGUUGGUGUAGACUACCCAAAUAAGACAUCAUUUUAGUGUACUCUUCUGCCAGAAAGACAAACUGAAUGCUAAACUUGGUCAAGUAGGAAGCUUGAAACUUGGUUAGGUAGGAUGUCAUUGAUAGGCUACUUGAAUGGUUCUGCUUUCUGUGCAGAACAAAAGCUUAGUCACAGGGUGGUGGGCUGUGUGGCACUAUUCUUCAGCCAUAGUGGUAUGUUCAGCAGAGGUUAUGUCUUCUGAUACAGACUGACUUGAUUAUUCCAGUCUUUCCCAUUACAUGCUGACUCACCCUUUCUGCAUGAUGAUGCAUAUAUAUAGUACCUCAUUUAUAAUGUAUUUGAAGCAACUUUUCCUGGAAUUAGGAUGGUCUAGAAAUAGCCUUACAGUUUUCUGUGUCAGAUAUAAACUUGGUCUUUGGGCAUAUGCAUGACCACUGGCGGAAAAUUUCCUAGGUGAUGAAGGAGACGGAAGAGAAAGAAAGAGAGGGGGGAUGAAGACAAGAAAUUUUACAUUUAUUGAGUUCUUUCUAGAUGCCAGGAACUAUGCUAAAAACUUAACAUUUAUUAUUUCAUAAUGUUCUCUAUGAGGUGGCCAUAUGCUAUUAUACCUAGUUUAUGGAUGAGGAAGAUAGAACUUAGAGAGCUAAAGAAACUUGCCUAAAGAAACACACCGGGGAUGUGAGCUGCACAGCGCAGAACAAGUUGCCUGCGGCACCUGACCGAGCAGAGGAGAGAGCAUGGAGCCGGAGAGGAUUGUCAGCGCAGCCCUCCUUGCCUUUGUCCGGAUGCACCUCCCAGAGGCUGACCUCAGUGGCUUGGAUGAGGUCAUCUUCUCCUACGUGCUCGGGAUCCUGGAGGACCUGGGUCCCUCAGGCCCGUCAGAGGAGAACUUCGAUAUGGAGGUCUUCACUGAGAUGAUGGAGGCCUAUGUGCCUGGCUUUGCCCACAUCCCAAGGAAUACAAUAGGGGACAUGAUGCAGAAGCUCUCAGGGCAGUUGAGUGGUGCCGGGAACAAAGAGAACCUGCAACCACAGAGCUCUGAGGUCCAGGAUCAAGUGCUCAUCUCCUCAGAGCCUCUGCAGCGGCCUGAAAAGCUCAAAGAAGAGACCAGGGCUUCUCCUGCUGCUGGGGACACUCAAGAUGAGGCAGCUGGUGAGGAAGAGCUGCUGCCAGGGGUGGAUGUACUCCUGGAAGUGUUCCCUACCUGUUCGGUGGAGCAGGCCCAGUGGGUGCUGGCCAAAGCUUGGGGGGACUUGGAAGAAGCUGUGCAGAUGCUGGUAGAGGGGAAGGAGGAGGGGCCUACAGCCUGGGAUGGCUCCAACCAGGACCAGCCCAAGCGCCUUAGAGGCCCCCAAAAGGAUGAGCUGAAGUCCUUCAUUCUGCAAAAGUACAUGAUGGUGGAUAGUGCAGAGGAUCAGAAGAUUCACCGGCCCAUGGGUCCCAAGGAGGCCCCCAAGAAGCUAAUCAGAUACAUUGACAACAAGGUAGACACCAAGGGGGAGCGAUUCAAAGAUGUGCGGAACCCGGAGGCCGAGGAGAUGAAGGCCACAUACAUCAACCUCAAGCCAGUCAGAAAAUACCGCUUCCACUGA
This is a messenger RNA of Rhinolophus ferrumequinum (greater horseshoe bat), 1659 nucleotides long. RefSeq names its product CUE domain-containing protein 2-like. Gene Ontology annotation, molecular function: ubiquitin binding. NCBI's taxonomy places the organism in Eukaryota, Metazoa, Chordata, Mammalia, Chiroptera, Rhinolophidae. The record is from RefSeq and is a predicted model, not a curated record.